GAAGUUCUGAAAAAAUCAACACCAUACGAAGCAACAGACUUUAACUACAUCAGGUCGCCACCACGAGAUUUUCCCACCACAUCCCGCUUAAUCGGAUUGCCACGUGUCUAAUAUCUCACUGCCUACAUCCGGUGAUGCAAAAAGCAUCGACCGGCUAUAGCCAAUCACUCCUUCCUUUCUAUUCCAGCUGUCUGGUUACCUCGACAGCAACUCACUCAUUAGCUCUCUCCUUUUCUUCUCUGUGAAGUUCUUUCCGAUUACUCUCCUUUUUCAGGGUUAAUAGCAUUUUACUCAUGUUUUCUUCCAUUCUAUCGCCUCCAUCUUCAUUCUCUGUCGCCAGAAUUAAGUUUAUAUAGUGGUCUGAACUCUGAAGCUUUGUUUUCUGCGCGCUUGCUUGUAAUAUCAAGGAUCAGCACCAGUGAUUACUUGGACCACACAGAUAGCUGUAGUAAUGGUACAAUCAUCCUCAAGCUCCGGAAUAUUUUUCCAAGAAGACGGUCAAUUCCAGGUUGCUGAAAAUCCUCAUCUGAGGCCAAACUAUUUGAACUCGUUACCACACGGCAACGCAGAUCAUCAAAAUUUGAGGGAUUGUAGCUAUACUCUCUUGAACAGUGUCGAGAGCUCAGGGCCGAAUAACCAGGCGAGUUCUUUGGUAACCGAUGCCAACUCGGGCCUUUCAGGUGGUCCCCAUAUUCAGAGAAGUUCGAGCAUUAAUACAGAAUCUUAUACGAGAUUGCCCGCAUCACCCAUAUCCUUCUCGUCUAAUAAUAUUGCCUUAUCUGGCUCGUGCACCAUGGAUGGAUCCUCUGUUGUGCAACCGAACUCCAGUCGUGAUCAACCGAGUCAACAAAGUCGGGGGCGGGGCCGUGGGCGAGGGCGUGGCCACAUGGGUGGAUCUAGUGUGGCAUCUUUGCCAGGGACGAGGCAAGUUCAGUUUGCUAGUCAUCAGAAGGUGCUGGACUCUUUUGCACGGGAUGUAAAUACUAUACCCCGGCUGCAAAAAAGGCAACGUUUGGAGAUGAAGCAGGAAGAUAUUUUACAGCAGCAGGUUUUGCAGCAGGUUUUGCAGAGAGAAGAUUCAGUGCACUUGCAGAAUUCUAAUCCUCAACUGCAAGCUCUGAUGCAAGAACAGAGGUUAAGGCAGCAAGAGCAGCAACAACAGUUUCUACAGGCUAUGACUCCAAGUCAGAGGGUGCAGUUUUUGCAGCAGAAUCAACAACAAUUGCAGUUAAGUCAGCAACAUCAGAUGCAGGGAGUGUCGCCUGCAUGUGGGGAACCUCGGCUUUCUGAAGGUGGUGUGUGCUCACGUCGACUAAUGCAGUACUUGUAUCAUGAGAGACAAAGGCCUUCUGACAAUUCUAUUGGGUAUUGGAGAAAAUUUGUGGCUGAGUAUUACUCUCCACGUGCGAAGAAGAGAUGGUGUCUAUCACGGUACAACAAUGUCGGGCAUCGUUCAGCUGGGGUGAUUCCCCAGGGGGCAGCGGAUGCAUGGCUGUGUGAUUUAUGUGGUUCAAAAUCUGGAAGAGGAUUUGAGGUUACUUUUGAAGUGCUCCCAAGGCUUCAUGAGGUCAAAUUCGGAAGUGGGGUGAUUGAUGAGCUUCUAUUUCUGGACUUACCUCGUGAAUUCAGAUUUGCCUCAGGAAUAAUGAUGCUAGACUAUGCAAAGGUUGUUGAAGAGACUGUAUACGAGCAAGUUCGUGUUAUUCGUGAGGGUCAGCUUCGCAUCAUAUUCACUCCUGACCUAAAAAUUUUGUCGUGGGAAUUCUGUGCCAGUCGUCAUGAAGAACUCCUUCCUCGUAGAUUGGUUGCUCCUCAGGUGAACCAACUACUCCAAGUUGCGCAAACAUGCCAUAGCACAUUAUCUGAAGGUGGUGCGGAGGAAAUUUCACAGUCGGAUUUAAAGUCAAGUAGUGUUAUGGUUGUGGCAGCUGGGCGUCAACUUGCUAGAAGUUUGGAGUUACAGUCACUAAAUGACCUCGGCUUUUCCAAAAGAUAUAUAGCUGAUGUUGCUAAUAGCAUGAAAGACUUGAUGGAUUUCUGCAGAGAAUACAAACAAGGACCCCGUGAGGGCUUGAAAAACUUCACGGGACGUGCCACUUUGCCAGAUGUCAACAGCCUAAUAACAUUCAGCCAAACAAACAGCAUCAACCAGCUCUUUAAUAGCCGAGGAGCUUCAAGUGGAUCACCAUUAGCCUCCACUGCAUUGACCAACUGCCAAAAUUCGCUGACCAGACAAAACUCCAUGAACUCGACCAAUAGCCCGAUUCUUAACGACCCAUUACCUUCCAACCAAGCUCAGUCUUCAUCAAUGCCGGGCCCAUCUCGUUUUUCUCCUGGAAUUUUUCCUAAUGGAAUUGUAUUGCAGCAAUAUCUGCAGGGUAUGGGUGAAAGGUAUGAAGGGCAGACCCUUUAUUCGCAAAAUCAAGGUGGGUGGUUGAGUAGAAGCAGCAGUUUUAAAGCAGCCUCUUCUGGAAAUGGGUCCUCUGCUCUUGUGGGUUUGAGCCAAAUGGCGCCAGAUUUGACGCAAAGUGGAUAUGGGACAGAUGAGAUAGGGUAUUUUACCGGUAGUGGGUUUUUCGACAAUGAUUUCGAAAGUAAUAUGAAAUUCAGCCAGAGGAUAUAAGAAAUAUAUGCUGGUGUUAGUUUUUAACUUUCUUUUUUUUUUCCUCGUUUUUCUAUGGGACAGAAUGUUCGUUCUGAGUUGGAAGUCUGUACAGGUUAUCUAAUGUCAUCUCUAUAUUGGUUAUUUUUGCACUUUGUUACGUUUAUGUGGUAGUUAAAGUCAUGUGGAGGUUUGUCAUAAAAAAAUUUAUGGGUAUUGUAUUAUCGUAAGAGGUAAGAGGAAAUAUUACGGUCUCGUAACGGAACUAUUUCGUCGGAGUUUAUAACCGUUAGAUCAUUAUGUAACCGUCGGAGAUAGUUGAUUUAACGGUUGCAAACUUCGACGGAGUGGUUCUAUAGCGGGACCUUAGCGUAAAUUUAUUAAUAUUCAAUUUUGAAAAAGUUGAG
Messenger RNA from Striga asiatica, 3009 nucleotides. Lineage: Eukaryota; Viridiplantae; Streptophyta; Magnoliopsida; Lamiales; Orobanchaceae. The record is from the annotation of a GenBank genome assembly.